CGCGUGCCCGCGCUCUGCACGUCUUUGGACUUCGCACUGCUCUCUAUUGUACAACAUGUGCCAGCAGCGCCCGUCGGCGCUGCGACGCGAGGAGCGAGGCCACGCGGCGCUCGGCGAGGGCGGCGCCGCCUCGAACGCGGGCGCCGCCGCCGCCUCCAAGGAUCCACCUCGUCGGAAGUGGUCGUCCGGCGCCGAGUUUACGAUCGCCUGCAUCGGGUACGCGGUGGGACUGGGCAACUUUUGGAGGUUUCCGGCGCUCUGCUUCAACAAUGGCGGUGGCGCGUUCCUCGUGCCGUACACGCUAACCCUGCUGCUCAUUGGGAUGCCCAUUUUCCUGCUCGAGCUGGGGAUGGGGCAGAAGUUUCAGAUCGGAGGCGCCGAGCUGUGGAAGCGGGUCCACCCCUCCCUCGGCGGCCUCGGCGUCGCCUCCAUCACCGCCACGGCCAUCGUCGCUGUCUACUACAACGUCGUCGUCUGCUGGGCGCUCUGGUACUUCUUCCGCUCCUUUGCCUGGGACGGGGUGCUGCCGUGGGCCGAGUCUCGCGGCGGAGCCCUCCAGUUCUGGGAGGUGGACACGCUGCACUGCCGCCCCGCCCAGAACCUCUCCUCGGCCGCGCCAGAAACAUGCGCGUGGGGCGCGGGCACGACCUGGCCGCAGGAACCAGGCUGCCUCGCCCUCGGCUGGGUGCUCGUCUGGCUCUGCGUCUGCAAGGGCGUCCACUCGGCGGGCAAGGUCGCCUGGUUCACCGCCCUCUUCCCGUACGCUGUCCUGCUCGCGCUGCUGGUUUGGGUGGCGGCGGCAUCCCAAAUCUUCUACUCGACUGGCAUCGGGUGGGGCACCCUCCCCGCCUUCGCCUCGUACAACCGGCACGACCACAACUUCGUCCGCGACGCGUGGCUGGUGCCCGUGAUCAACUGCGGCACCUCCUUCCUCGCCGGCCUCGCCGCCUUCUCCGUGCCGCGAACACACGCCCCCCCCCUCGCCCUCACCGCCGAGCGCUGCGUCCCGAUCGACGAGAUGCAGAUCGAGGGGUCCGGCCUCGCGUUCGUCGUCUACCCGCAGGCGAUCGCCAAGCUGCCCGUCGCCCCUCUGUUCGCGCUGCUCUUCUUCACGAUGCUGCUCUGCCUCGGCCUCGACUCGGAGUUCUCCAUGGCGCGAGAUCGCGCGAGACCGCGCGAGAUCGCGCGAGACCGCUCGAGAUCGCACGAGAUCGCGCGUGGUGAGACCAUCCUCAUAUCUCCCAUAUCUCCCCAUAUCUCCCCAUAUCUGCAGGUCGAGACCAUCCUCACCGCCGUCGACGACGCCGGCGUCGGCCAGAACUACCCUCGCGCCGUCAAGGCCGCGGCCGCUUGCCUCGCCAUGUUCGGCGUCGGCCUGCUCUUCGUCACACGCGGCGGGCUGCACUGGCUCGAGCUGGUCGACGGCUACGCCGCCAAUCUGACUCUCUUCAUCGUCGGGGGGGUGGAGUGCCUCGCCGUGGGGUGGGUGUACGGCGCGGACCGGUUCGCCGCCGACACGCUCGAGAUGGCAAAGACCAAGCUGCCAAAGGCGCUGCCCUGGACCCGACGAGCACCGACUCAGCGCCGGCUCACAGCUAAGAGACGCUUCCCCCCCCCCCCCCCUCCAAAGGCGCUGCUGUGGAACUACAAGCUGGUCGUGCCGGCGCUACUCGCCGUGCUCACCGUGCAGGCGUUCGUCUCCACCGCGACGUCAAAGGUCCACUUCCCGCCGUACGCCGUCGCCCUCGGCUGGUGCCUCGCCCUCGCCUCGGCGCUUCCCAUCCCCCUCCUCGCCAUACGCCCGCUCUGCUGCCCGCCCCCGUACGCCUCCGAGGGCCUCACGUCCCCGCGCGAGAGGGCGGGUCUGGUGGGCAAGCUCGCCGCCAGCCUGCACCGGCUGUCGAGGAGCCUCUCCUUUGGCGCCUCCUCGCGCGGCGCCUCCUCCGCGCCCGCGCCGAGCGGACUGCCGCCCGAGCUCUCCACGGAGCGAGCAGAUGUCGAGCUCGCAGCGGCGCGGGAGGAUCCCCUGGACGCUGACGACGCCGAAGCCCUCUAUUCACCCAUGUCUCGCGCAGCCAUCCUCUGCGCGCUCGUCGCAACCUCCACCACGGCCGCUCCGACCGUCAACGCGCCGGAUGAGAAGGGCUUCUCCUUUGGCUCAGGCAAUAGCAUCGGCGUUGGCGUAAACGUCUUCACGAUAUCGACCAGCGCCUUCAUCGACGCGUGCUGUGACGUCGAGCCUUUUGCGCGCUCCAUCGUUGGCAAACAGCUGUGCGGCUGUGAUGCAAACAGCUGCGAACAAACGGCUCGCCACGCCAUCAACAUCCUCUCCAACAACGAGCUCGGCGUGGAGACCAACGUAUUCGCCAUCUGGUGGUCCAAGGUCGUGUGCGCCGUGAGGCCUGGAUCGAACGACUGCGAGACGGCUGCAGAGGACGCGGUGACGGCGACGGCGGCGGACAGUGGCCAGAUCACCUUCAACUUCCUCUCCAACAACAAGCUCGGCAUCGGAGCCAACGUCUUCACGGCCGCGGUCGAGUCCUUUGUGCAAGCCUGCUGCGACGCCGGUCUCUGCCCCGAGGAGUCGCCCUCAGUGCCGCCGCCGUCGCCACCGCCGGCGGGAGAGGCGCCGUACGACCCUCCGUAGGGCCCCUUUCUGCCCGCAGCGCUGCCAGCGGGGGCGGACUACGGGCAUCGCUUAUUACUCCGUGCUGAAGAAGCUCCCACAGCAGUGUCGCUGCGAUACUGUGUCCCAGUACACCGUGGCGCCGGUCACAAGCGCGCGGCGCUCAGAACAGACGACUCUCUACUGUAUAUUAGAUCGUCGGUGUUCACUAUCAGAGCCCCCCGGGCCCCGGCGCGCACGGCCGCACGCGCGACGAUGUGUCAUUUAAGUUUCUGCAUCACCGUCAAUUACGUAC
Molecule: messenger RNA, 2921 nt
Organism: Emiliania huxleyi CCMP1516
Lineage: Eukaryota; Haptophyta; Isochrysidales; Noelaerhabdaceae
Exons: 12
Coding region: 56-2647 (863 amino acids)
Biological process (GO): sodium ion transmembrane transport
Cellular component (GO): membrane
Source: RefSeq, a predicted model, not a curated record